GUCGAGAAGGGCGCUGAUGUCAACGCCCAGGGUGGAAACUAUGGGAAUGCUCUCUAUGCGGCUUCGUUUGAAGGUCAUGAGCAGGUAGUAAGGCUGCUGGUCGAGAAGGGCGCCGAUGUCAACGCCCAGGGUGGAUUCUAUGGGAACGCUCUCCAGGCGGCUUCAGAACAAGGCCACGAGCAGGUGGUGAGG
This is a messenger RNA of Bipolaris sorokiniana ND90Pr, 192 nucleotides long. RefSeq lists its product as uncharacterized. The annotation marks the transcript as partial. The transcript has a single exon. NCBI's taxonomy places the organism in Eukaryota, Fungi, Ascomycota, Dothideomycetes, Pleosporales, Pleosporaceae. The record is from RefSeq and is a predicted model, not a curated record. Gene Ontology annotation, molecular function: protein binding.